This is a messenger RNA of Colossoma macropomum (tambaqui), 1120 nucleotides long. RefSeq names its product NACHT, LRR and PYD domains-containing protein 1 homolog. The transcript has 7 exons. Gene Ontology annotation, biological process: regulation of apoptotic process. Bases 88 to 1062 code for a protein of 324 amino acids. Lineage: Eukaryota; Metazoa; Chordata; Actinopteri; Characiformes; Serrasalmidae. The record is from RefSeq and is a predicted model, not a curated record.
UUGUCUCCCAGGAUCAGCUCCCCUGCUGGGAGUUAUGAAUGUUCAGUGACCGGUCUCCGCUGGGUCAGUGACAGUGAGGUUAUCCUGAUGUACCAUUUCACUGACUGGGAACCGUAUAUUGAAGACCUGAAAAGGAUGCAGUAUGAACCAUUUGGGCCUUUGAUUGACAUCACCAUCGUCUCUGGGGUGCUUAAUGAAGUUCAUCUCCCACAUUUCGCCUGCUUAGGAUCGAGCCCCUCCCUUAAUGACCAGGUCAGAGUGCUGGAUGUGCAGGACAGUGGAAUGUUCUUGGAGACGUGUGAGCUCACUUGCUUCCAUGCCAAGCUUCUCCACCCCACCUUCUCGCCUAAAGGCUUUCUUGUCCGAACUGGAUUCCCAGUGAAAGUUCACUGUGAAGUGCUGAUCUAUCGCACCUUGAUUGCUCACCUGACCCUUCACAUAUAUUUGGUGCCUUGCGAUUCAAAAAUAAUACAGGAUGUGGACAAAAAAGAGCAAGAGAAGGACACAGUGAAAAUUCCAAAACCAGGGCCAGAAAGGUCCCUAACAAUGAGGACCUGGUACAAAAUUGAAACAAAGAAAGAAAAUGAAUACUUUUCUUCCAAAAUUGAACCCGAGAGGUUGAAGCUGAGAUACUCCCCUAUCAAGUACUCUGAGAUUUACAUAAAAAAUGCAAAAGAUGACUUUGAGCUGCACUUGAUUAACGAAGAGAAUAAAUCAAUAUGGGAUGUAGAAAUUCGAGCAGAGGAAUAUGGAAAGACUUCCAGUUUUCCUGACAGACAAAGAGAUCUGUCCAAGGAAUAUGCUGUUUGGUUUGUGAACAAACACAGGAAUGCUCUCAUCCAGAGGGUCUCACUGGUGACCCCUAUUGCAGAUGAUCUGAAAUCCUUGCUUGGUGGUGAGAAGUACUCAAUUAUCACGAAAUGUAAAACACCACAGGAGGAGAUGAGGAAGAUCUACUCCUUCCUUUCAGGAGGGCAGAAAAUUGAGGAAAGGUUUUAUCUGAGUCUGCUGAAGAAUGAUCCUCACCUUGUUGGAGAGUUGGCUGAAGCAGAGGCAGUUUGAACUUCAUGAAUUCACCAGAAAUUUCAAACUUGGGUGAAUUUCACUCAUUUGGAGAAAU